UGUUGACUGCUACCUCACUUACACCCCAGAACUGCGGAAAAUGAAAUAAAACAGUCCCUUUAACGGAACAGAUCUAAACAUGUGCUAUCGAUGGAACCAUCUUGCUGAAUUACAGCUUAAGAUUUCUGUAGAUAACCAACAAAACGAUAUAAAGUGCCAUUGCACACGAGCAUUUAUAGGGGAUAGUCAACUAUACAAGAAAGGCCUAUAUGAAGAGGAAGAUACUGGCUCUGAGGAAGAGGUUGCCAGCUCUGGACUUGAUCUUGGUGAUGCUGAUAAUGAGGAUAAAACUGAAAUUGCAGAUGAUGUAGACAAUAAUGUUGAAGAUGUAGAAAAAGCUGCAGGUGAUGCAGAGGAUAUAGAUGAAGCUGCCCUAGAUCUGACUGAGGAACAAUUGGCCGAGAUCCAAAUGAUGAAGCAGAUGGGGCUGCCUGUUGAGUUCAGUUUUGCAAAGACUGGAAAGCAGACGAGGGUCAAGCACAGCAAAAACAGAGGGCACAAGAAACAGAAACAGAGAAAGAAGAAGAAUGGACAUAACAACAGCAAUACCAAUACACUACCACCAACCAGCUCUAAAGUUAAUAGUGAGAUUGAUGACAGCACAGUUGAAGAUACAAUAAUGAGUAGUAGAAUGAAGGCAGCAGGUUCUGAUAACAUUGACCUUGCAAACCCUAGGCUGGUUGGUUAUGAUGUGGAGACAGUGUGGCAGGACUACUGGGGGAAGUAUGGGGAAUAUCUUGUCUGGGAGGGCUGGGUUGCUAAAUACCCCGAUCAGAUUGAUUACGGGUCAACAGGUGUACCAGCUAUCGCUGAGGUUGAAGCAAGCACAGGAGAGGGAGAGUUGGGUCAAGGGGACAUUGGGGGAGAAUUGGGACAAGAACUUGUAAAUGACAGGAUGCCAGCUGUGAAUGAGAUUGAGGCAAGUACAGGGGUAGAUGCUGGAAGGACUAGGGGCGACAUAGUGGGGACAUGUUCUGGAGAAUUGAGACAAAAUGAUGCAGGGUUGGUGGGAGUUGAUUGUGGUCAGUGUGUGGUUGGUAAAUGUAUCUGUCCUUGUGGUAUUUUGCCUGGGGUAGAAACUGUCAAAGAUAUGAAGGAAACAACAAAAGUGGAAAACGAAAACAUUAAUGGAACCCAUUCAGAUUCUUCAACAGGGAAAAUAACAAGUGAGUGUGGUCUGUACACUGAUGCAACAAAACCAAGUUUAAAGGGUGAUAAUAUUAUCUCUACGUUACAAAAACUAACUGAACAAGCAGAGCAAGUUGAUCAAGGUGUAGGUGAACUUACAGCAGAUUCCAUUGCAGACAAUGUUGUAAAUAAACAAAGUGAAACAUUUACCUUAAUGCAUUCAUAUUCAAGUCAUUCUAAGCCAAAUUACUCUGCUAAAGAUGAAGAAUGCCAGUUAGAUGACAUUGUUCAAAAUGGAAAAGAAAAUGAAAAAGAAAUAGCAGAGGAAGAUUAUAGUAAUGCAUGGACAGAUUUGUGGAAUGAACAUCACACUGAGUCUUAUUGGUUCUAUUACAAUCAGUUUGUCAAAAAGUUUGAAAACAUUUCCAAAAAAUCUAUAGGUGAUGCUACAGAAGCAGAGGGCAUUGCUGUUGUAAAUGAAAAUGGAGAACUUGUGGUAGUGAAUGAUGCUGAUUUAGAUGACGGCAUUAAAAUUGAACCACAAUCGAUCGAUAAUCCAAGUGAAGAGACAGGCCAAGAAAAUGUGGUAUAUGUAAUAGAAGACCCAGAAAACCUAGCAGAUAUUGAGAACAUGACACAAGAUGAACUUGUUAAACUCACAGAUGAAAUAGCUUCAUGUCUAAAAGGUGUGAGAAUCGAUGAAAGUGUGGGUGAAAAUGAUGAGGUUGUAGAACACUCUUCCGUUACUGGAGUCCAAAUGAAGAUUAAAUCCAAUGACGUUGACCAUGAGGGAAGCCUAGAAGAUGCUGUUGGAAAUGAGUCUGGUAUAGGGGAGCCAGAAGACGGGAACCGGAAGAGAAAACAGGCGAAACAACGACAGCAACAACAGAAUUCACAGACCCCAGCUAAUGGCAUAGCCAAAACACCAGGUGCAUCUGGAGGGAAUGGGGCAGCUGGGUCCAUGGGAGGGGACGAUGAUCCUCCGGAAGACAGGCCUUCCAAUCUGACAAGCAGCCAUGAGGUUGAUGAACUGGAACUUAAGGAGAAAGAUGUGAAAGACAUGAACACUGCACUGCACAUUCUUGGCUUUGCCCAGACUCAGUGUUCAGACGAGAAAAAGAUGAAGAUUGAAAGUGGAAUAGUGAAGUUUAAAACAAGGAACAUAAAAUCAAAGUCCAAGUCCCUAAAUAUGGGUAAAAAACCAGUCCAUGUCCGAUAUGACUCGGACGGAAAUGAAUUGACAGCAAAGCCUAGCAAGACACUUAACAAAGUCAGAAGUUUUUUGGUGGCUGCUAUGGAAAGCACAAGUGAUACUGAGAUAAAUGAGGCUGAUGCUGACAUGGAAGUCAUGGAAAUUUUUGGAAAGAAAUUUGCGAAGAAAGAUGGAGAAAAAACUACUUUAGAGGAGGCACCAGGUACCGAGACCACAAAGCUUACCAGAACUGAUUCAAAGUCAGAAGUCCAUCGCUGGAAAGAUUCUAGCUUGACGCCUAAAAGUUCCGUAAGUGUUGCCAGUUCUACUGAGUUUAAAAUUCCAACUGAUAAAAGAGCUGAUGGUGAUGACAAUGAUUUUGGUGAAUCAGAAGUUGCUGAAAAAUAUGAGUUCAGUACAAUUAAUAGGGAUGAGGCGAAUAAAAAAUCGGCAAAAACUGCUAAAGAUUGUGAUACUGAUACAGAUGAUGAAGACAAGGGAAACGAGGAAUUAGAUGAGGAAAAUGGCAUUGGAGAGAUGGUGGAUGAAACAAUACAAACUGAGGGAGGUGAGCAGGUGUACCCAUUGCCACUGGAGACCAUAACAGAGGGUGGCACCACCCUUGGGCAUGGGAGAGGAGUCAGGCAAGGGGGACGUGCCAGAGAGGGGGAGGAAGACAGAGAAGCUGUGGAGUAUGACCUUGACAUGUGGAUUGAGGAAGGAGAGGCAGAGCCAGGAAGUUAUAAGACCAAGGCAUCAAAAAGGAAAGGCAAGAAGAAGCGUAAAGGUGGCGUGCGUAUGCCACCAGAGAUCGCAGGGGACCCAGAACUGCGCAAGUACUGGGGACAACGGUACCGCCUCUUCUCAAGAUUUGAUGAGGGAAUUCGCUUGGACAGAGAGGGCUGGUUUUCGGUGACCCCUGAGAAGAUUGCAGAACACAUAGCGGACCGGUGUCGCUGUGAUGUGAUCUUGGAUGCUUUCUGUGGGGCGGGAGGCAACUCCAUACAGUUUGCCUUCACUUGUGAGAGAGUGAUUGCUGUGGACAUAGACCCGGUGAAGGUAGAGCUGGCUAGGCACAAUGCUGCAGUGUAUGGGGUGGAGGACAGGAUUGAGUUCAUUGUUGGAGACUUCCUAGAGGUUGGCCCCACAUUGAAGGCAGAUGUGGUGUUCCUAAGUCCCCCUUGGGGUGGGCCCCGCUACCUGAGCGCCGAUGUGUUUGACCUUGAAACCAUGAUGGCUAUCAACACGUUUGAGAUUGUGAAGGUAUCUCGACAGAUCUCGGACAACAUAGCCCUCUUUGUUCCUAGAAACACAGACAUAAACCAGCUGACAAGUCUGGCAGGACCUGGUGGUAAAAUGGAGAUGGAGCAAAACUUCCUAAACCGUAAGCUUAAAACAAUUACUGCUUACUACGGGGAACUCGUGCUGGAUGGAGAAGAAACUGAGGCAACACAUGGGGAAAUUGAGGACAGUGAGGCUCCACAUGGGGAAAUUGAGGACAGUGUGGUUCCACAUGGGGAAAAUGAGGACAGUGAGGUUCAACAUGGGGAGAAAAAGAACAUUGGAGAUCUCCAUGGGAAAAUAGUGGAGAAGAUUAAGGGUGCUCAUGGGGAAGUAGAGGCACGUGAAAAGGCUAUUAGGGUGGAAAUGCAAAAAGACGAGGGAUCACAUGGGAAACUUAAGGAGGACAGUUGAAUUUUUCAUGGAGAAAAAGAGACAAGAUAGGUGCAAAGUUUGUUGGUGGUGGAAACCACAUGAAGACAUUAGGCUAUUCAUGGGAAAAGAGAGAAGAGUGAGGUGCAAACAAAUUGGGUUGGACUGUUUUCAUGUUAAUCGUUUUUUUCAUAAAUGACACUUGUUUACCGGAAUGUUUCAAUUUGCUCACAAAAUUUUAGUUGUUUUAUUUAAGAAUGUUUUAUGAUCACCAAAAUUUGUUUUGAAGUGCUUAUCAUAAUUGUUUUGUUGAUUGUUUCAUUUUUACCAUUAUAUAGAGACUUGAAUCUUGAUCAAGUAUUGUACAAGUCUGUUGUCUGGAGUAUUUGAUUUUUAAUCUGUAUAAUUUAUGUAAGUUAUAUUUCUAAUUUAUCUUGCAAAACAUUUUGUAGGGCUUUUGUUGGAGAUUGACCAUAAUAUGAUUGUAAAUCAAUGUAUUAUUUUUGAUUAGAUAAUAUCUUUGCCAUGUUUAUUGAUGGUCUUUAAAGCUGCACUCCAACAGAUUUUUGUUUUGACAACUUUUUAUCUUUUUUUUAUGCCCCCCUUCGAAGAAGAGGGGUAUAUUGCUUUGCUCAGGCAUGUCGGUCGGUCGGUCCGUCCGUCGGUAGACCAAAGCUUGUCCGAGUGAUAACUCAACAAUUCCUGGACAUAUGGUCAUCAAACUUGACAUGAAGGUUGGGCCUGACCAGUAGAUGACCCCUAUUGAUUUUAGGGCUCAUCGGUCAAAGGUCAAGGUCACAGUGACCUUUAAUGGUAAAAUAAUUUUAAAGCUUGUCCGAGUGAUAACUCAACAAUGCCUAGACCUAUGGUCAUCAAACUUGAUAUGGAAGUUGGGCCUGACCAUUAGAUGACCCCUAUUAUUUUUGGGGGUCAUCGGGCCAAAGGUCAAGGUCACAGUGACCUUGAAUGGUAAAAAGAAGUCCGAGUGAUAACUCGACAAUGCCUGCACCCUUGGCCCUCAUUCUUGACUUGGAAGUUGGGUCUGACCAGUAGCUGAUCCCUAUUGUUUUUGGGGCUCAUCGGGUCAAAGAUCAAGGUCAUAGUGAUAUUGAAUGGUAAAAGGUUGUCCGAGUGAAUACAACAAUGCCUGCACCCAUGGCCCUCAUAAUUGACUUGGAGGUUGGGCCUGACCAGUAGAUGAACCCUAUAGUUUUUGGGGGUCAUAGGGCCAAAGGUCAAGGUCACAGUGACCUUGAAUGGUAAAAGGUUGUCCAUGUGAUAACUCGACAAUGCCUACACCCAUGGCCCUCAAACUUGACUUGGAGGUUGGGCCUGACCAGUAGAUGACCCCUAUUGUUUUUGGGGGUCAUCAGGCCAAAGGUCAAGGUCACAGUGACCUUGAAUGGUAAAAGGUUUUCAGUGUCAUUACUCGACAAUGCCUGCACCUAUGGCCCUCAAACUUGACUUGGAUGUUGGGCCUGACCAGUAGAUGACCCCUAUUGUUUUUGAGGGUCAUUGGGCCAAAGGUCAAGGUCACAGUGACCUUGAAUGGUAAAAGGUCUGAGUGAUAACUCCACAAUGCCUGCACCCACGGCCAUCAAACUUGAAUUGGAGGUUUGGCCUGACCAGUAGAUGGCCCCUAUUGAUUUUAGGGGUCAUUGGGCCAAAGGUCAAGGUAACAGUGACUUUGAACGAUAAAAGGUUGCCCGAGUGAUAACUCAACAAUCCUGCGCCCAUGGCCCUCAAACUUGACUUGGAGGUUGGGCCAGACUAGAAGAUGACCCCUAUUGAUUUAAGGGGUCAGAGGUCAAGGUCACAGUGACCUUGAAAGCAAACUCGACAAUUCCUGGACCUAUGGUCAUCAAACUUGACAUGAAGGUUGGGCCUGACCAGUAGAUGACCCCUCUUGACUUUGGGGGUCAUCAGGCCAAGGUCAAGGUCACAGUAACCUUUAACGCAAAAAAAGUUAACAAAUCUUCUCCCAGUGAUAUCUCAACAAUGCCUGAAUCUAUGAUCAUCAAACUUGACAUGUAAGUUGGGCCUGACCAGGAGAUGACCCUUAUUGAUUUUAGGAGUCAUUGGGUCAAAGGUUAGGUUCACAGUGACCUUGAAUGCGAAAAUGUUUCAAGUGAUAAUUGGACAAUGCCUGCACCCAUGGCCCUCAAACUUGACUUGGAGUUGUGUCUGACCUGUAGAUGACCCCUUAUGAUUUAAGGGGUCAUUGGAUCAAAGGUCAAGGUUACAGUGACCUUGAACGAAAAAUGCUUGUCUGUGUGAUAACUUGUCAAUGCCUGCACCCAUGGCCCUCAAACUUAACAUUUAGAUUUUUGGUGACCAGCUGAUGACUAUGAUGGAUUUUGAGUUCAUAGAGUCAAAGGUCAUGGUCAUAACACACUCUAUCCUCAAACUUUGAAUGGUCAUAAUCUUAAAACUGCCUCAACGGCAUACAAUGUUAGCGACAAAUCAGCUGUCAUUUCGGUCCAUGCAUAUUUCAUUCAAUUGUCCAUAUAAUCCUGACAACAUGGCGCUCAGGGGGGGGGCAUAAUGUUUGACAAACAUCUCUUGUUUUGUCUUGAAAUGAGCCAAUUUUUGUGUAAAUAUCUGAAAACAAGUGAUAUAAGACUGCUGACAGAAGAUCAGAUCUCAGGUUUUGCAUAUUUAUGUUUGAAAAUUAAUGAUUUAUGGCUAAGGGCCUUACUAGCACUUUUAGAAAAUGCAUAAAACAUUUUUUUAAAUUAAUAUGAAAACCUGUGAUCUUAUUUUUUGUCAGCAAUCUUAUAUCACUGGUUUCCAAGCGUUUGCUUAAAAAAAUUAACAUUCAGUCUGUUAGAGUGCACCUUUUAACUUUUGACAACCAUAUGGAGUAAAAUAUUGUGUAUCUACACUCAUUAAAUGAGGCAUGUUGGUCAGCAUGGGCUGUGGUGCACGGUACCUUCUAUUUCUAGUUCUAACAAGAAUGUAUGUAUCUUUCAUCCCGACCCGAGCGUAGGAUGUUUUGCGGAAACGAGGUUUACCAAGUUUCCGCAAAACACCCUGCGCGAGGGUUGGGAUGAACUUAUCUUGCACUCUUGGCUAUAUUUCUUGAAAGGUGCGUGAAAACAUUUUAUGGUGACAUUUGAAGCGAGAAAUAAUUAAUUAGCAUUCUAAAUAUUGCCACAAGACAAGGUUUUCUUUGAUGCUACAGACGACAGUCUUCAACAAGGGAAUUAAUUACAAUGUGAUGACCAUUUCAAAGGAGUUCCAUACGGGUACUUGUUUUAUCUUUGCCCGUGGGCAAGAUUAUAAGUAUCUUCCAUGGCCGAGAGUGUAAGAUAGGUUCAUUCCGACCCGAGCGUAGGGUGUUUUGCGGAAACAAAUUUUUUGAUCUACUUAUCUGAGGUGGGAGAAAUAUGGCAAUUGGCUUACUAGCCAAUAUUCUUAAUUUGUUUGCGUUGCAUGUUGCAUAGAAAGUAUUGCACUCACACCCCUGAAACUUCAUAGGAAUGUUAGUAAGCAUGGGUAGUUAAUUCUAGUUAUGCAACUCUCAUGUCUUCCACAUACCACUUGUAUAUUUCACAACUGGACAUUUAACCAUUCCUGUGUCCAGGCAGCAUCUGGGUGUAUUAAUAACGACUAGAAAAGCUCUAGUUUUUAGCUCACCUGGGCAGGAAGUGCUCAUGAUAAGGCAUUGUGAUCGGCCAAUGUCCGUGGUCAAUAUUGUAAUAUGGAAAAAAAUGAAAAUCCUUUGGUGUUCAUGAAAAACAUUGUGUUAGUUUUUACUGUAUGGAUAAUUUUGAUAAUCUUCUCGUCAGAAACUGCAAUUAUGUUAAAAAAAUCUCAGAACUGUUCCUUGUGUGACCCUCUACCAAAUUCAUUGAAGUGGGGUUUGUUUGUUAAUUAACAUAGCCGCCAGGGGGUGGGGCUUGUUUUAUGAAGACGUAUGUAAGGACAAUCGGUUUCUCCAAAACAGCAAGUCCCAUAGCUUGGUUAUUUCGCAAGCAGGAUUGCCUAUUUGUUCUGUACCAAAUUUGUUCAAAUCAUUCUCCUGGGGUCAAUGUUGGAUCUGCCCUGGGGCUGCCCUUCAACCUCCAUAGCAACAAACAAACUCCUUUGGCAAUCAUUUUUUCUCAAAUUGACCUAUGAUUUUUAAAAGAGCAGCUUGCUUCCCUAGAAAUCAUUGCUUCCAUUAACAACCAAGUACAUCCUGAGCAACCAUCAACUUCCUUAGCAACCAUACUUAUUUUUAGUAACCAAUGAAAACCUUGCCAAUUGCUUGCUUUCCUAUUAACCUAAACCAUCAAACUCUUACCAACCAUUGACCUCCAUAGCACCACUAUCUUCUUAAGCAACCAUCUUUUGUUUGGCAAUCAAUGACUUCCUUGGAUACAGUUUGCUUCCCUAGUUACUCCAGGUAUAUAGGGCCAUCUUAGCCCUCUUGUUUUCGAUUUUGGUUAACUUGACAUAUCCCAUUGAUUCUCAGGUGAGAGAUAUAGGGCCAUUGUGGCUUCCUUGCUAGUGUAUUAAAAGUACAUUUACAUCAAACUUUACACUUUUGCGUUGUUAUUUGCUUGUGCAAUAUGUUUUGUCAUGUUUCAUCCACUUGAUAUUUAAGAGAAGGCAGUAUAAUUGAAUUUCCUUUAGUUUUUCUGGUAGAAAGUUUGAGAUAAUCAGCAUGGAUCUCUUUAGAGUUCUUUGAAAAUAGGAAGUGUUUAGUUUUGAGUUUAUAGUCUGAUGAUUAUCUUGAAAUGUUUAAAACCUUUCUUUUAAUGUUAAUCAAGAGUUCGCUGUAUGUUUCUGGUCUCAGAUGUCUGUAAUGUAAAUAAAACUUUCUUUUGUCGAUUAAAACUAAAUCAUCAAGUAAACAUAUUCCAAGUGUUUUUCGUUUUUUAAUAUAAGAAAUUGAAAUCGUAUCAUAUUGAUGAAUAUUUAGUUGUAUUUGUAUGGUGUGUUUUUUAAAUGGUGCUUUGCAAGACCUUUUUUUUGACUUGGAAUUUACUUUUUCACAGUGGUGCUUUGCAACACCUUUUUUGACUUGGAAUUUACUUUUUUGUGUGUAUACAGUAUUUCAGUCCUUGCCAAAUUGCCUGUCAUGAGCAUUUGUGUUUUAUGAAGCAAUAAAGAUUA
Messenger RNA from Mya arenaria, 9076 nucleotides. RefSeq names its product trimethylguanosine synthase-like. The transcript has 14 exons. The record is from RefSeq and is a predicted model, not a curated record. Gene Ontology annotation, cellular component: nucleus. NCBI's taxonomy places the organism in Eukaryota, Metazoa, Mollusca, Bivalvia, Myida, Myidae. Gene Ontology annotation, biological process: 7-methylguanosine RNA capping; 7-methylguanosine cap hypermethylation. Bases 80 to 4015 code for a protein of 1311 amino acids. Gene Ontology annotation, molecular function: RNA cap trimethylguanosine synthase activity.